Molecule: messenger RNA, 1304 nt
Organism: Ectocarpus sp. CCAP 1310/34
Lineage: Eukaryota; Phaeophyceae; Ectocarpales; Ectocarpaceae
Source: the annotation of a GenBank genome assembly
CCUUUGUGUGCGUGCACGCACGUCGAAAAUCUCGGGAGAGACGAUCUUCAGGAGCAACAGUAUACCCAAGAUCCUUUUGGAUUCUGGAGACUCUUCCCGAAAAUGCAUCACCUCUUGUUGCGCCACUUGCUGGCAUAUUUGCGGGCAAAAUUGGUGGCGUGGGAAAGCUGCCUCUCUCUCUCUUGGCUCUUUGUCCCUGCCUUGUUUGCGACUGUGCAUACGGACAGCGAUAAAUGGCAGCCUGGGUCGCAAGACAACCUGUGCCCGUGUGGCUGGGGGAGCGCGCACCGAAAACUAUCUCGUCUAGACUAUGGUCAGGGUGCUGGAUUUCCGGAUGGCUUGUCUCCACCAUGUGGGAGUCGCACGUCUUUUUUACCACUCUGAUCUACCUGAUGCAAGAUGCGGUAUCCCCGGAGGCGCAGCGUAUCUUGAACUUGAACAUCAAGAGAGGAGUGAAGUCGGUGUACGAGUUCUUGAGGGAAAGGGGAGGCCUGGCGAUUCUUAGCGAUCCGAACGUGGAGAUUGCGACAAGGGAGGUCUUGGCGAACGGCAGGCCACGACCGCAGAUCACCAAGGACAUCAGGAGGAAGGAGGCAGCGGUGGCGCAGAUCAAGCGAAAGUAUGCCACCCACAACCUUUCACAGGAUGACAUCCACACCUGCCUCUACAGCAUGUGCGACAAUGACUCCUUUCUGAACUCGAACCGCGUGCCCAUCGACAAGAUGAUCGCGUUUUUGGAGCAGUACUUCUCGCCGGACACUCCGGGAGACGACGCUUACUCCCUGGCCAUCUCAGCCGGAGAGGGCGGGGCGCGCUUGACGCACUCCCACGCACGACAGUACAACUUUGCGCAUCAGGCAAGGCUGGGGGAGGAAGACUUGCUCUCCGAAAGCUUUGCUUACAAGCUAGUGGACACGGGGCAAGGGAAACAACGGGUGCAGAACAGCCCCCAGACCUUCAAAGCCAUGCAGGAGAUCCUCUUCCACGCCCAGCAUGGGGUACAGAGCUGGGUGGGCAGCAGCGUCAUCCACCUGGGCGACCACAACGUACCGAACGCCCUGAUGUUUAUCGACAAGUAUACCCAGGUUUCGCGCAUCCUGGGCCCCAUCGUGUCGUGCCUGGAGCAGCUUGUCGUGCUGUACGACAAGGAUGAACACAUCCAAAACCUGAUCGACACCGGCUAUGGCGGGCUUGAGACGCUGAGGAAGGACAUUCUGUUUGACUUUUUUCGAUCAGCUUUCGACGGCAGCGGUGCCGACAACUUCUUCGACGCUGGCAGGUACUUCCUCUGUAUCAUAAGUUAG